This is a messenger RNA of Encephalitozoon romaleae SJ-2008, 1797 nucleotides long. RefSeq lists its product as hypothetical. Lineage: Eukaryota; Fungi; Microsporidia; Unikaryonidae. Bases 1 to 1797 code for a protein of 598 amino acids. The transcript has a single exon. The record is from RefSeq and is a predicted model, not a curated record. Gene Ontology annotation, molecular function: RNA binding.
AUGGAGCACCGCAGAAAGGGGCUCGAAUGUUUUACUACUCCGGAGCCUAGUGGAAUUUUCUUAUCUUUCAUAAUACCGUUGGGAGGGCACACACCAAAAGAAAUGGUUUCGUUUAUGUACAACGGAAUAUGCUUAGAUCUGCAGAAGAUUCUUGUCGGAAUAGGCCGGGCUUCCAUAUCUAAAGAUGUAGGGAACAAAGUUCAGGUGUCUCUGAAUGUGAGCCGUCCCUGCAGCAUCCAUCAAAUAAUGGGUUUAGUUAGCAAAUGCUUCAGGUACUGCUACAGAGUAGAGAUACCUCUUUGCCUGUAUCCUGUGAAGGCUGAAAUAAUGGAAAAAAUCAAGGAAAUAAUGGACGCCACAGAUACUUCCAUUUGCAUCAAGAUAGAUGGCAAGGUUGAGGCUUUUAUCUGCGGAAAAAGAAAAUCAUGCCUUGAUGCAAGAAUGAAAGUACUUUUGAUGAUUGAGGAAGCGUUUGGGAGAGCCACCGAAAUUAAAAGCAUGAAUAUACCUACAAAGGAAGUUGUUAGGAAUGGAGGAAGGAUAUUCUAUCACUCAAGAAUAAAUUCUGACAAAUGCCUUAUAUCCCACAAUACGGUGGUUCUUGGCCUCCAGGAGCCUGAAAAAAUAGUUGAAAGGCUGGUACUUGACACACAAAAGACUAUACAUUUGUUUUCAUACAAGGGGGAUGAAGUUGAAGAUAUUUUGGCAGACACUCAGUCGUACAUAGCCACAAGGGAGAUAUGUGAAGACUACACAGAGGUGAUUUUAAAAGGAUUUGAUCUGUAUGAGGUUAGAAGAGCAAAGAACAAGAUAAAUCUACUUUACAAUAGUAUAAUGAAAGUUGUGGUAGAAAACAUGAAGUACCCUAACUAUGAUGGUGCUUUUAUACUCCGGAUCAAGAGCGUAAGCUGUGGAUUCAUGGUUAUUGGUGAAAAGCGGACCUUAUUGAAAAUAGUGGAGGAGAAUGGAGGAUAUGUCGAGGGUGAGAUGGAUAUUGAGACAGAAACUGUCGAGUUUCUUUGUGGAAAGAAAAAUGGGAAGAUCACAAGGAUUAUGAGGGAUGUGUGCUGUGGAAUUACAAUUCACAAGAAGCCGGAAAGUACCCGGAUUCACAUGACCAUAAGUGGAUCUUCUGAAGCAUUUAAGAGUGCCUUAGGAAUGAUUGAAGAUGAGUUCCCAGAGGAGUUGACUUUCUAUAUCGAUGAGAAGCAUCAUAAAAGAAUCAUUGGGUACGGAGGAAAGAAUAUUCAAAAGAUAAUGAAGAAACAUGGGGUCUAUAUCAAAUUUAUGAAUGAAAGAGAAAGAAAAAGAUUUGCAUACAAAGACAAUGUUGUGAUAAAGACUCCGCGUAAGAAUGUUGAGAACCUUGUUAAUAUGAGGAAUGAUGUGAUGGGGUUGAUAGGAUGUUUCAAAGGUGAUACUAAGUGUCUCGAAACAGUAGUGUCCCUACAUGAUUUCUAUGAUCUAGGAUAUCCGAUAUACCGGUUUCUCCAUAACGCAGCUAUUGUUAAAGGCUCUGAAACCAAUGCAUCGUAUUACCUUAGUGAAGAUUUUAAUACGAGUACUAAGCCUUAUUAUGCAUUUAAACUAAAAAACAGUGGCCAAUGGUUCAUAAAAACUACAGAGACACUUUCUCUAGAAAAGGUUUCUACAAUGCAUUGGCUUAAAGGUAUUGAAAGGAUGUCUGUGUUUUCAUGGCUAUUUGGGCGCGGAUACAACUCCUUGUUCAAUACAGAGAGAGGGGAGAAGGCUAAAAGCCAUACUCUUCUUGAAGUAGGCCUCCUAUUUAAAAAAUAA